CUUUCCCUUUUUCCCUUCUUUCCUCCCUCUCUUUUUCCAAAUGAUCACUAUCCUCAGCAUGGCAGCGCUGAAAAUCGUUCUAAGAGGAGAAUCUUCGGCUUACUACCUGGCAUUCGUGUAUAACCUGUUUCAGUAUUUGCGAGGUUAAUUAUUACUAAUUCAAAUUAAUUGAAUAAACAUUAAUGAAAUAUCAAGAUUUAAAUAACUUGAAAUAUAUAUGUAAUUGUUGUUCAGUGAUCGAUUAAAUUCAAGUAAAUUAUGUUAUCUUAUGUUAAUUAUAGUAUAACUACUUACACUUUAUAUUAGACGAUUGCAAAGAUUCAGAAAUUAUAUAUUAUGUAUUAAUAUGUUAUAAAUAAGAAAGAUUUAUAAAACAACAAUGACUGAAUCAACGCAGUUUGUCGAGCCGCCACCUAUUUGGCCUGAUAUCAGAUCAGAAUUACGGGAAUAUAUUGAAUGUCCUGAACGAUUGCCUAUACAUCAGCUGGAUAAUACUCAAUGUUACUGGCUACGCAAAUCUAAUGUUCUUUCAUUGUUGGAAUUUGACUUAGCUCCAAUUAACACCACACUGAAGUUUGAUCGUGAUCCAAUAACAGGUAAGAUUGGUGAAAUACAAGAGAGUGUCUUGCAAGGUGCAGGAGAAACGGCAAGGAAUUCUAUGUCUAUGACUCGUGCGCCUGGUCCACUUACAGAUGGAGUUCGAGGUAAUCCUAGUAAUAUUCCAUUUUGGCCUGGUGGCUUUGAUGAACCUAAAAUACUUCAGACUGAUGUCGUGGACGAUAUUGAUUUUGAAAAGGAUUUAAGAACGUUAGCCAAAGGAUUCAGCUCAGGAUUAGAAUUCAAAAGUGACAAUUGCACACCAAUUAAUUGUACAUGGAAUGAAGCAGAAGAUUCUGAAAAAUUCGUAUCUGAAGAACUCGAAAAACUAAAAAUCUAUAAUGAUAAUAAUAUAAAUUUAAUGUCUGUUAUACAUGAGGAAGGAAAUUUGCUUGGUUCUUGGUCUUCAAAGAAUCAAAUCAAAGAGCCAAAGAAAGAGAAUGUACAAACUUCGGAUAAUAAUAUUCCUUUUAUAGACGAUAAUCCCAUUUUAUCCAAAGAUAUAGAUAUACCCGUUUUGAAAAUAUCCGAGAAACAAAAAGAACUUGCAAAGACAGAAUGGGCAGAACAGCUGGAUGUAUCGGCACCAGUAACUGACUUUGACAAGAGAGUACCUGAUCCAGCAAUUACAUUCAAUUAUGAAUUGGAUAUUUUUCAAAAGCAAGCUAUUCUUAAAUUGGAAGAGAACAGUAAUGUCUUUGUUGCUGCACAUACAUCAGCAGGGAAGACUACUGUUGCAGAAUAUGCUAUUGCAUUGAGUCAAAAGCAUAUGACAAGAGUAAUUUAUACGUCUCCUAUAAAAGCAUUAUCAAAUCAGAAAUAUCGUGAUUUUAAGAGGAAAUUUGAAAGUGUUGGACUACUAACAGGUGAUUUGCAAAUAAAUCAAACUGCUUCAUGUCUAAUCAUGACAACAGAGAUUCUACAAUCAAUGUUGUAUUGUGCAUCCGAUAUUUUACGAGAUUUAGAAUUUGUUAUAUUUGAUGAAGUGCAUUAUAUAAAUAAUGAAGAUAGAGGUCAUGUAUGGGAAGAAAUAGUCAUUCUGUUACCACAAAAUAUUAACAUAGUAAUGUUAUCUGCGACUGUACCAAACCCGAUAAUAUUUGCAGAUUGGGUUGGUCGUAUCAAAAAACGAAAAAUGUAUGUAAUUAGCACUUUGAAAAGACCAAUACCUCUUUUACAUUACUUGUAUACUGGCACCGAUGGUAAAACUAAGGAUGACAAAUUCUUAGUCCUUGAUGGCAAUGGCCUUUUUUUAUUAGAUGGAUGGUACAAAGCAACGAACGCAUCUGAUAAAAAAAAGGACAAAAUCCCAAAGGAUUUUAGAAGGAAAAUUCAAAUGACACCUAAACAAGAAGAAGUAUUAUGGAGAGCAUUUAUAAGCCAUCUUCAGAACAACGAUAUGUUACCUGUCGUCGUAUUUACUUUGUCAAGGAAACGCUGUGAUAUGAAUGCUGCUACGUUAAGAAAUCUCGAUUUAACGACCGCAAGAGAAAAGCAUCAAGUGCAUGUAUUUUUCCAAUCUAACAUAAAACAUUUGAAAGGUAGCGACAGAGAAUUACCGCAAGUACUUAUGAUGCAAGAACUUUUAGAGAAAGGCGUGGGUAUACAUCACAGUGGAAUAUUACCAAUUUUGAGAGAAAUCGUAGAAAUGUUGUUUCAGAAUGGAGUUGUAAAGUUAUUAUUCGCGACAGAAACUUUUGCCAUGGGAGUUAACAUGCCAGCACGUACAGUGGUGUUCGAUUCUAUACGAAAGUACGACGGCAAUAAUUUUCGUACUUUGUAUCCAACUGAAUACAUACAGAUGGCUGGUCGUGCUGGACGGCGAGGUCACGACACCACGGGAACUGUUAUAGUAAUGUGCAGAAAUGAUGUGCCACACUUUAACGACUUGAAACCUAUGAUGUGCGGAGAACCACAAACAUUAGAAUCGAAGUUUAAAGUCACAUAUUCUAUGCUUCUGAAUUUGAGAAGGGUAAAUGAAUCUGUCACUGUUGAAGCAAUGAUGCGCAAGUCUUUCAAAGAAUCACCGUUAGCCUCGCAAGAAGCAACAUAUAGCAAUGAGUUACGAAAAAUCGAACGCGAGUUGUUAAAUUUGCCGGCUUUGACUGAAAUGCAAAAGAAGCUUUCUGCGUUCUAUCAAAAAGCGGUCGAUUAUCUGGAAGAUGUUAAAUUUCUGAAUCCUUAUUUGUUUGACUCCAAAAAAACAGCAAAGAAUUUAACCGAAGGCAGAAUCUUGCUAGUAUCAUACGAAAAUCAUUAUAAUAAAUUAGCCCUAUUAUUGCAAGUUUUAUAUCUCAAAAAUUCUACACAAUACAAAGCGUUGAUACUUAAGGAUGCGACCGCGUCCACUUCCGAAGCUGGUGAAUUCAAAAGUCCUCAGAUAUUCAAGAAAUGGUGCGAGAUUAUUAGUCUAACGAAAAAAGAGAUAUUUGUCCCAAACAUUAAUCCGUCGCAUGAGGUUGUGACUUUAUCCGCAUGGCACAUAUUAAAAAUAACCAACUGCCAGAUAAAAGUCGAUUGCUCUCUGAUAUUAAAUGAUUGGGAAAAGAGGCAAAUCUCACGAUUUAAAAAUGAUCCACCAGGACAAACAUGUCAGACAGCGGUCCAAGAAUUGACUUCUCUAUCAUUUAAUGCUUCCACCAAUAUACAUGUUCUACAGCCAUAUAUCGAACCUUCAUCGAAAACUGAUUUUAAAUUGAGAAUACAACAUAAAGACAAAUUAAAAGCUAGUCUUAACGACAUGAAGUGCAUGGAAAUACCAAAUUUUGAAGAACAAUUUAGACCUGUAUUCGAACGAAAUCAACUCGAGGAUAAAAAGCGACAGCUUCAACUUAAACUUAGUGAUGAAGGAAUGGCGUUAUAUCCGGAUUAUUUGAAUAUGGUAGCACUCCUCAAACAUUUGAGAUACAUAGAUAACGAUGAAAGAGUGGCCUUAAAAGGAAGAGUUGCGCUACAAAUGGGUAGUAAUGAAUUGCUGAUAACAGAAUUGAUUCUCAAAAAUGUAUUAACUGUUUUACAACCGGCGGAAAUAGUAGCGUUAUUAUCAGCACUAAUUUUCCAACAACGUACGGAUGUCGAACCUAAACUCACGCCAAGUCUCACUAAUGCUUGCAUGAUAAUGAACGAGGUGCAUGGAGAAUUAGAACAUUUAGAGCAAUAUUAUCAAUUGUCAACAUUGCAACCAUUGAAUUUUGGCUUAGUAGAAGUUGUUUAUGAAUGGGCGCAAGCUAAAUCGUUCGCCGAAAUCAUGAAGAUGACGGAUGUCCAGGAAGGAAUUAUAGUUCGUUGCAUACAGCAACUUGGCGAAACCUUGCGAGACGUUAAAAAUGCGGCUGUAACUAUAGGUGAUCCGGUUUUAAAAGAAAAGAUGGAGGAAGCAUCAACCGCAAUUAAACGCGACAUAGUUUUCGCCGCAUCUUUAUAUACUCAAGAUUGAUUACAAAUAAGUAAUUUAUUACUCAAUAUAAUAUCGAUGAAAUUGAUAACUUUUUUAAUAAAAAAACAACUAUUGAAAUAUUGUUGCAAAUACACAUUCUGUUCAUAAAAAAGUAUUCUAUAAGGGUGUACGAUAUGUAUAAAGUAUUUUUUUCGAUAAUUAUCGCAAUAAAGAUGAAACAGAUAAA
Pogonomyrmex barbatus (red harvester ant) is the source of this 4220-nucleotide messenger RNA. RefSeq names its product superkiller complex helicase subunit twister (gene tst). Gene Ontology annotation, cellular component: Ski complex. Gene Ontology annotation, molecular function: ATP binding; RNA binding; RNA helicase activity. The record is from RefSeq and is a predicted model, not a curated record. Gene Ontology annotation, biological process: nuclear-transcribed mRNA catabolic process, 3'-5' exonucleolytic nonsense-mediated decay. NCBI's taxonomy places the organism in Eukaryota, Metazoa, Arthropoda, Insecta, Hymenoptera, Formicidae.